This is a messenger RNA of Oppia nitens, 1298 nucleotides long. RefSeq names its product COP9 signalosome complex subunit 5-like (gene CSN5). Gene Ontology annotation, biological process: protein deneddylation. Gene Ontology annotation, molecular function: deNEDDylase activity; metallopeptidase activity; protein binding. The record is from RefSeq and is a predicted model, not a curated record. Lineage: Eukaryota; Metazoa; Arthropoda; Arachnida; Sarcoptiformes; Oppiidae. Bases 180 to 1172 code for a protein of 330 amino acids. The transcript has 3 exons. Gene Ontology annotation, cellular component: COP9 signalosome; cytoplasm.
GUCCACUCAUUCAUUCAUUCAUUUACUAAUAGCUCACUGUUUAAUGUGUUUUUUUUUUUGGAUCAAUUUAGUAACUGAAGUCAAUAUUUGUGGCCAAUUGUAUUCAGUUAAGUGAAGACAAUUAUUGUGAGAGACAAUCAAUAACAACAUCCCAUCCGAUUGUCGGACCAAUUGAAAAGAUGGGCUCAAAGAUGGCACAAACCAAUUGGGAAAUGUCUAACAGCGUUGAGACCGUACAGAGUGUCGACGAUAUCUAUAAAUACAAUCGCAAACAACAACAGGACAUACUUACGGCUAAACCCUGGGAAAAGGAUCCACAUUAUUUCAAAGACAUUCGCGUCAGUGCACUGGCACUGUUGAAGAUGGUAAUGCAUGCCCGUAGUGGCGGUACACUGGAAGUAAUGGGUCUACUAUUGGGCAAAGUUGAUGCCAACACUAUGAUUGCAAUGGAUUCGUUUGCACUGCCCGUCGAAGGUACCGAAACCCGUGUCAAUGCUCAGGCACAGGCCUACGAAUAUAUGGCUGCCUAUACCGAAUCGGCCAAACAAGUUGGCCGACUUGAAAAUGUUAUCGGUUGGUAUCACUCGCAUCCCGGCUACGGUUGUUGGCUGUCGGGUAUCGAUGUGUCCACUCAGAUGCUUAACCAACAAUUUCAGGAGCCAUUCGUAGCUAUAGUGAUAGAUCCGACCCGUACUAUCAGUGCCGGUAAAGUCAAUUUGGGUGCCUUUCGAACGUAUCCCAAGGGGUAUAAACCUCCUGAUGAGGGCCCAUCCGAAUACCAGACUAUUCCUCUGAAUAAAAUCGAAGAUUUCGGUGUCCAUUGUAAGCAAUACUAUUCGCUGGACGUAACGUACUUUAAGUCAUCACUGGAUCACCGUUUACUCGACUCAUUGUGGGACAAGUAUUGGGUGCAUACACUCAGCUCAUCCAGUCUUCUCACUAACACUGACUACACGACUGGCCAGAUAUUUGACUUAUCCGACAAAUUGGAGCACUCGGAGACCCAGUUAGGUCGCGGAGGUUUUAUGUUAGGACUCGAUCCGCACGAAAAGCGUACAGAAGAUAAGCUGUCGAAGGCGGCCAAAGAUAGCUGUAAGACAACCAUCGAAGCUAUUCAUGGAUUGAUGUCACAGAUAGUAAAGGACACACUCUUCAAUAAAGUGGUUCCUUAAUUGAUUACUAUAUAAAUAUAUUGAAUAAUUAAACACAUAUUUAAUAAAAAAAUGUAUUGCAGUUUCAUUUGCAUCAAACAAAAUUUAAUACUGUUAUUAUACAGUACUUGAAAUAAUUUGUAAUUU